Molecule: messenger RNA, 882 nt
Organism: Eurypyga helias (sunbittern)
Lineage: Eukaryota; Metazoa; Chordata; Aves; Eurypygiformes; Eurypygidae
Gene: ANTXR2
Product: anthrax toxin receptor 2
Exons: 11
Cellular component (GO): membrane
Molecular function (GO): signaling receptor activity
Source: RefSeq, a predicted model, not a curated record
GGGAGCGUAGCACAGAACUGGCAUGAAAUAUAUGAUUUCGUACAUCAGCUGACGGAAAGAUUUGUGAGCCCCAAGAUGAGAUUAUCAUUUAUCGUGUUUUCCACCCAGGCACACGUCAUUAUGCCAUUAACUGGAGACAGAGCAAAAAUCAAGAAAGGUCUUAAGGAUUUGGAGGAGGUAAAACCAGCAGGUGACACAUAUAUACAUGAAGGAUUAAAACAGGCCAACGAGCAAAUUGCAAAGCAAGGAGCCUCAAAGUUUUCUAGUAUCAUCAUUGCACUGACAGAUGGCAAGCUAGAUAGUCGGAUUCCCUUGUAUGCAGAGAAAGAGGCAAAGAAAUCCAGAGAGCUGGGAGCUAGAGUCUACUGUGUUGGUGUCCUUGAUUUUGUACAAGAACAGCUUGAAAAAAUUGCUGACACGAAAGAGCAAGUCUUCCCUGUCACCGGAGGAUUCCAAGCACUUAAGGGGAUAAUUAAUUCUGUUUUGAAGCAAUCGUGCACUGAGAUUUUAUAUUUGGAGCCAUCCAGUGUCUGUGUUGGAGAGGAGUUUCAAGUUGUUCUUAGAGGAAGUGGCUUAACCCUUGGUGGGAAAACUGAUGGUGUUACUUGUACCUAUCAAGUCAAUGGAACUACCAUUCAUGAAAAACCAAAAACGGUGGAAUCUGAUUUUCUGCUCUGCCCUGCACCAAUCCUAUACAAAAGCGGCCAAACUCUGGAAGUUUUGGUGAGUUUGAAUGAAGGGCAGUCUUUCAUGUCCAGCUCAUUAACAAUCACCGCUUCAGAGUGUUCCAGUGGAGUAGCAGCGCUUAUUGCUGUGCUUGUGCUGUUACUGUUGGCAGCGCUCGGUCUGCUCUGGUGGUUCUGGCCCCUCUGCUGCAAGGUG